GCCCGGCGCUUCCACCGCGGCGUUCCCAGCUGGCGGCCGAGCGCGGCUGGCGUGGGCUCGUUCCGGGUGGCCGGCGACGCGCGGCUGGUGCCGACCGUCCGCUGUCGCUGGCGGCCUAAAACAGGUUAACCCUACCGUGACGUGAAGCGGCAGCACCGGGCCGCCUCCGUGGCCCGCAUAGGUAACAGAUGCGGGUGAAAGAUCCAUCAAGAGCCAACCCCGAGAAACCAAAGAGAAGCAAAAGGCCUAACAGGCCGCAGGAUGAGGACUCUUCGGAUGAUAUUUCAGGCUUAACCUGCCAGCACGUGAGCCAAGCAGUGGAUGUGCAUCAUGUGAAGAGAGCAGUAGCUCAGAGCGUCUGGUCAAUAUGUGCAGAAUGUCUGAAGGAGAGGCGGAUGAGUGAUGGUGAGCCUGUGGCACCUUCAGACAUAUGGCUGUGUCUCAAAUGUGGCUCUCAGGGAUGUAGUAAGAACUCAGAAGGCCAGCAUUCUCUGAAACACUUCCAAACAGCACGCACAGAACCUCAUUGCAUUGUUAUCAACCUCAGCACAUGGAUCAUAUGGUGUUAUGAAUGUGAUGAAGAGCUGUCAACACAUUGCAACAAAAAAGUUUUGGCUCAGAUAGUUGACUUUCUUCAAAAACAUGGUUCCAGGGCUGAACCAAGUUCAUCAAAAAUCAUACGACUCCGUGAAGAAAACAGUGAAACAAGUGAAAUAUUGAAAGGAAAAAGUUCUGGUAAUGGUGCAUCCGUUCCAGUUAAAGGAAUAAAUAAUUUAGGAAAUACGUGCUUUUUUAAUGCUGUCAUGCAGAACUUGGCACAGACUCACGUACUAAAUGAACUGGUGUAUGAGAUGAAGGAGAAAGGAACAAAGUUAAAAAUCUGUCAUACUUCAGACUCCCAAUUGGAUCCUUUGGUGGUAAACCUCUCCAGCCCGGGACCUUUGACUUCAGCGAUGUUCUUGUUCCUUCACAGCAUGAGGGAGGCUGGAAAAGGUCCUCUUUCUCCCAAAGUGCUGUUCAGUCAGCUUUGUCAAAAGGCUCCUCGAUUUAAGGGGUUCCAGCAGCAGGACAGCCAGGAGCUUCUGCACUAUCUGUUGGAUGCGAUGAGGAUUGAAGAAACAAAGCGUAUACAAACUGGUAUCUUAAAAGCAUUUAAUAAUCCAACUACUAAGACGGCAGAUGAAGAAACUAGAAGAAAAGUCAAAGCAUAUGGAAGAGAGGGUGUGAAGAUGAACUUCAUAGAUAGGAUCUUUGUUGGUGAAUUGACUAGCACUGUCAUGUGUGAGGAAUGUGAAAAUAUUUCAACAGUAAAAGAACCUUUCAUUGAUCUUUCACUUCCUAUAAUAGAGGAGAGGGUUGCAAAACCUGUGCCUUUGGGAAGAACAGGUAAAGGUAAAAGUGUACAAGAGGCAGAUCUUGGUCAGUAUAACUGUUCUUCUAUCGCUACACUGAAUAAUCAACCCAAAAUUGUGAAGAAACAUGCUUUAACAAAAGAUAAGAAUCAAUUGAACCAGGAGAGACGGCUUGCCAGAAAAGCUUCCUCUAAUGAAGAAGAAAGAAGUCCUGUUAUCAUGCAGGAAAAAACCAAAAAGCUUGAGCUGGAAGGUAGCUCUGGUGUCCUGUACUCCAAAGACACAGCUGCUGACUCCACUGUAAAUGGAAGUCAGACGGAUGGCAGUGAGAAGGAAGCCAGCCGCUCUGAAAGCAGCUUUGAUGCAGACAGUGAAGCCUCAGAAAGCGAAAGUGCUUCUAAGCAAAAAGCUUUCAGCCUGUCCAGCAACACGUCUGGUUUGCACGUCAACCACAUAAAUGUUAAAAUGCCGCACAACAAACCAAGUGAUAGUAAUGAAGAGAUGAUUUCCAGUGCCAUAUCCAAACUCAACUUCUGUGAUACUAUAAAUGAAGAUAAAAAAUCGAGCCGUGGAGAUCCGGCAGUAGGCUUAUCGAAUAAUUCCACGUUCUCAGUAGACAAAUCCCCGCUCUCCCAAAACCCUCAAAAUGCUUUCCAGACGCUUUCCCAAAGCUACAUAACUAGCUCAAAGGAAUGUUCUGUUCAGUCCUGCCUUUACCAGUUCACCUCUGUAGAGCUCCUAAUGGGGAACAACAAGCUUUUAUGUGAGAGCUGCACAGAAAGGAAACAGAAGUAUCAGAAGAGAACCAACUCCACAGAAAAGAAAACGGAAGGUGUUUACACAAAUGCUCGGAAACAGCUGCUGAUUUCUUCAGUUCCUGCUAUUCUUAUUCUCCAUCUGAAAAGAUUCCACCAGGCUGGUUUGAGUCUACGGAAAGUAAAUAGGCAUGUGGAUUUCCCACUGAUUUUAGACUUAGCACCAUUUUGUGCUGCAUCUUGCAAGAAUGUUACGGAUGGUGCAAGAGUGCUAUAUAGUCUUUACGGAAUAGUGGAGCACAGUGGGUCAAUGAGAGGUGGUCAUUAUGCAGCGUAUGUGAAAGUCAGGACACCCUCCAAGAAAUUACUAGAGCAUAUUUCUACCACUAAAAAUGUUCUGGGUUUAAAAGAAGCCAUGGGAGCAUCAGGAGGACAGUGGGUGUAUGUUAGUGAUGCCCAUGUUCAGAUGGUUCCAGAAUCAAGAGUACUAAAUGCACAAGCAUAUCUACUUUUUUAUGAAAGAUUAUUAUAUUAAUUCUCAACAAUUUAAUUUAAAAUAUGUUAGUGGUUAUUUAGUUUAUCUUAUUUAAAGCUGCAGUGGUAAGAGUACCUGUAAAUAUUGUGCCUUUAUCUCGUAGAGAAUUUAUCGUAUGUUGACUCUGAAGUUCAGUCAAGCUAUUACAAAUAUCUGAAUGGUUCUCUUAAAAGUAUGCACUUUGCCAAAUAUUUAAAAUUCCUGGAUUCAUUAAAAUACAGUACCAUUAGAAUGUAAGAUGAUGUCCUAUCCUACUGAGGUCUACGGAAAGUUUGUUUUUUAUUUUAAUAAAGAUAAGCUUUCACCCAUAGUUUUACAACAGUUGAGAAUAAAAAUACUGAUAGCGUUAAGUGCCUGGAUUUGCUGGUGUACAGUAACAAUAUAAAGUAUUUCAACUUUUUGUGAUCUAGUUUAGAUCCUUCCCAUCACUGGGUUGGAUGUCAGCUGUCAAGAUUUCUGCAAACAAGAACCUGUCAAAUCGUGUUGCUUCCACAUGUAAUUGGAAAGCACAGUGCUUCCAGAAUGGAGUAACAACAGCUGUCUCUGGGUGCUGCUGCAGUGCACUUUCCCAGUAGAGAUGGGAAUAGAUUGGGAAAACAUGGCUUCCAUAAAGUGACAGUGAAUCCUCAGACACCUGGCCAGUACCCUUUCAGCUGUCUCCAACUGGCACUGGUAUAGCAAUGUACUCCUGUUCUAAUAUAAAUAUAUACUUGUUGAGCAUAUGUAUAUCCUUGGAUAUACACACACACACACAGGUGUGUGUGUGUGUGUGUAUGGACACCAUAAAUCCAUGAAUAUAUAUUGUCAUUUUACCUACUAGGAAAAAGAAUUGCAAAUACUUCUGUAUUUAGUAAAUUUUCAACUUCAUAAUUAUGAGAAUGUACAGCAUAUAUAGCAUAUAAGCUUGGUACAAAUAUGUAUGGAGUUUAAGUGUAACUAGGUAAUUCUGUUACUUUUGGUUCUAAACAUGAAUUUGUUUAUCUGUUCCUGAAUACUUUUCUCACAGGAAUAAUAAACUAUAAAUUAUUUUUGCA
Aquila chrysaetos chrysaetos is the source of this 3676-nucleotide messenger RNA. RefSeq names its product ubiquitin specific peptidase 45 (gene USP45). Bases 189 to 2642 code for a protein of 817 amino acids. Gene Ontology annotation, cellular component: cytosol; nucleus. Gene Ontology annotation, molecular function: cysteine-type deubiquitinase activity; zinc ion binding; cysteine-type endopeptidase activity. Gene Ontology annotation, biological process: protein deubiquitination. The transcript has 18 exons. The record is from RefSeq and is a predicted model, not a curated record. NCBI's taxonomy places the organism in Eukaryota, Metazoa, Chordata, Aves, Accipitriformes, Accipitridae.